UUUGUAGUUGAAGCACAUUUGCCACCUUUUAAAAGUGAUCUCUGCAGCAUUCCAGAGCCAUUGAAAUAUUCGUCUUGACCUGGAUAGUCAGUUUCUCUGCUAGCACGGAAGAAGAUUUUUAACAUGAACGUGAUUUUAUCAACCACUCUUUGCUUUGGACUCCUAACUUUGUUAUCUGUAAUGAUCUUUUUAGAAUCGGUGCAUGGGGUGCCAUAUUUUAUUCAAGGAAAUGAAUUGCUUCCAGAUAAAGAAGAUACAGAUGGUGAAGAACUAUUGCUGGCUCUACUGAAUAAAAAUGUUGGCUUCCAAAGGCCUUCCAACAUUGAUAUAGAACUGGCUGACAAAUUGGAGGAACUUAACCAGCUGGAAAAGCUGAAAGAGCAGCUCAUGGAAGCAAAGGAUGCUGAGAUGUCCUAUGCGAUAGACGGUCUAUCUUCUUCCCAUCCUAAUAAGCGAGCUUGUUUUUGGAAAUACUGUGUCUAAAGUUUUUGCUCUGGGUGCAAAAAAGGAUAAGAAUUAGAAAAAGUUAUAUAUCUACCCACUCUACUGUUUAAAGAUCCAAGCUAUUUUAAGCAUAAAAAAAUAGUGGCAGUGUUUAUACAGCUUGUUACAUGCUUAAAGUUUAUGUUGCAAAUCGUAGUGACAAAUUAGCUGCACUUGAAUGGCAUGGACUAUCAGAAUGACUCUGUAGAGCUACAGUUGAGAGUGCUGUAUCUAUUGUAUGCUUUCCAUAAAUUCAUUGUCUACAUAUCAUUUUGU
This is a messenger RNA of Bubalus bubalis (water buffalo), 759 nucleotides long. It is a transcript of the gene UTS2B, whose product is annotated as urotensin 2B. Gene Ontology annotation, biological process: regulation of blood pressure; blood vessel diameter maintenance. The transcript has 5 exons. The record is from RefSeq and is a predicted model, not a curated record. Gene Ontology annotation, molecular function: hormone activity. NCBI's taxonomy places the organism in Eukaryota, Metazoa, Chordata, Mammalia, Artiodactyla, Bovidae. Bases 124 to 483 code for a protein of 119 amino acids. Gene Ontology annotation, cellular component: extracellular region.